GAUAAUUUCCUGGUGAUCAUUUCUAAAGCAUCAUGAUCACCGUAGCGGCCACCUGGCCUACAGCUAUCCAUCCUAUAUAUAUUGGACACCUCCACAAACGGAUGAGUGCAUAGAAAAAAGAGAGAAUUAAAGAGAGAUGGCAGCCAACAACACUCCUAGACAUCCACUCUCAUACCGUCAUGUUUUCAUGAUGCUUCUCACUCUUCUAUUCAUGUCGACGCUUCAAGCAGUCUUAGCCACCACCAAUACCAGCCAAACCUACGAAAAAUACAUCAUCACAUCCUGCAAUUCAACCACAUAUCCACAAUUAUGCUACUCGUCCCUCUCCCCCCAUGCCUCCAAAAUCAAAGCAAAUCCCAAAAAGCUUUGCAAAACCAGCCUUUCUGUAGGCCUAGAAGCUGCACAGAAUGCAUCCUCCAUAGUAUCGAAGCAACUGAAGCAGAAGGGAUCAUUGACGAGUUCUGAAACUGCAGUUAUUAAGGACUGCGUCGUGAACAUUAAAAACUCCAUUGAUGAGCUCCGAGAAUCCCUGGAUGCCAUGGACAAAUUAAGCGGUUGGGAUAAGGAAUUCCAGAUGUCCAACAUUAAGACUUGGGUGAGCGCGGCCUUAACGGAUGAGAAUACGUGCUUCGAUGGGUUUGAGGAAGGCCAAGAAAUAAGCGAAAAGGUGAAGAACAAGGUCAGAAAACGUAUAUUGAAAGUUGCCAGGCUGACAAGCAAUGCCUUGUAG
Molecule: messenger RNA, 730 nt
Organism: Carya illinoinensis
Lineage: Eukaryota; Viridiplantae; Streptophyta; Magnoliopsida; Fagales; Juglandaceae
Product: pectinesterase inhibitor 4-like
Exons: 1
Coding region: 137-730 (197 amino acids)
Biological process (GO): negative regulation of catalytic activity
Molecular function (GO): enzyme inhibitor activity
Source: RefSeq, a predicted model, not a curated record